This is a messenger RNA of Chrysoperla carnea, 2430 nucleotides long. RefSeq lists its product as uncharacterized. The transcript is spliced from 7 exons. Gene Ontology annotation, cellular component: cytosol; mitochondrion. The record is from RefSeq and is a predicted model, not a curated record. NCBI's taxonomy places the organism in Eukaryota, Metazoa, Arthropoda, Insecta, Neuroptera, Chrysopidae. The coding region runs from base 19 to 2430 and encodes 803 amino acids. Gene Ontology annotation, molecular function: heat shock protein binding.
AAAAAAUUUAAUUAAAAAAUGGUUGAUACUUAUAGUGAAUGUUCAAAAAGUGCAUACAACAACUCACAUUCUGAAAGUUUACUUCAAAAAUGGAACAUUCCAGUAUCUCAUUUAGAUUUUGAAUAUAUAAAGAACUGUAAUAAUGCAAAAGAACUUGAAAGAAUUUUACGUAUAUUACGUUCGGGGCAAGAAGGUCAUUAUCCCGAACUUACAAAAUGUGCUGAAGAACGUUUAAGUGCUGUUAAUCCGAAAAGCAGAGCUUUGUUGGUUAACAAACCGAUUUUGAAUAAGUUUACUUGUGACGCUGAAGAAUGGAAUAAUAUUUGUCAAGAUAUACAGAAUUGGCAAGAAGAAGUUUCAAUAAUCGAUGGUGAUUUACAAGACAGUAAAAAUUUGAAAAUCAAAACAAAUUUACCGGAUGUACGAAAAGUAAAUGAAACAGAAAAACCUAAAAAUGAUAAUGAUAAACCGAAAGUAAAUCGUAUAAAAUCGUGGGAUUAUGCUGCUUGGGAUAAAUAUGAUCCUGAAGUAGAAUUAGUACGUGAACAAUUAGAGGAAGAAAAACUCAAAAAGGAAAAACUUAAAAAAGAAGCACAAGAAAAAAUAAAAAAUGUACAAAAGAAGAAAAAGUCUGUAUGUUUUGAUGACACAGAAAAUCUUACAGAAACGGAAUCUUUAAUUUUAUCGAAUCGUGAAAAAGAUUUGGGCAAUGAGUGUUUUAAAGCGAAUGAUUUUGAAGAAGCAAAAAAAUAUUAUACAAAUAGUAUCAAAUUACGACCAACGGCUGCAGCGUACAAUAAUCGAUGCAUUGCAAAUAUUAAACUUAAAAAGUAUAAAGAAGCUUUGGAUGAUAGCGCACAGGUAUUAAGGAGAGAACCAGAAAAUACUAAAGCAUUAUUUAGGAAAGCACAAGCCUAUAAUGGUUUAAAGGAUUACACGAAUGCUUUUGAAACCCUUGAUCAAUUAAUUUCAAUUGAUCCAAAUAAUACCUCUGCUCAAAGUUUGAUGAACGAUGUUAGAAAUAAAGUAACUGGUAUCUCACCGCCACAAAGACAAAGAUUAAUAAUUGAAGAAAUUGACGAUGAUGGAAAUGUUAUAAACAAUGAUGAAAAACCAAUUUCCAAAACGAAAAAAGUUGUUGUUCCCAUUCCUAGUACAUCAAAAUUUCAAGGUCCUAACAUUAAGAUAAUGGAAGUGACGGAACCUGUUAAAGACACAACGAAAUCAUAUGACUUUAAAAAUUUAACUAACAAUAAUCCUGCAAAGAAAUUACAAAUCAAACCUAAAUCAAAUAUAUCUAUGUCACCUAAAAUUGUUGAAAUCGAUACUGAUUCGAAUUCAAAUAUUAAUUCCUCUUCUCAAAAAAAGAUUGAAGAGAUUAAGAGUGAUUGUAAUUUGAGCGUUUCAUCAAAAAUAGUUGAAAUUGAUCAUGAUUCAAAUUCUGAUGUCAAUUCCAUUACGUCAAAAAAGAUUGAAGAGAUUAAAAAUUAUUCGAACUCAAUCGUGUCGUCAAAAAUUGUUGAUAUUAAUAAUGACGGAAAUUCAAAUAUGAAGAGUCCGAACAUUGUCGAAAUUGAUGAUGCGCUAGGUGCCCAAAAUUCAAUCAUAAAUGAUUCACUUUCGAUUAUUAAUACAAAAAUAUCGAAUUUGGAAAUUGUCGAGAGCGUCAAGCCAAAAAUGAGUCCAUCAGCAGUAGAAAAGAAUACAAUUGUUGUAGGAAUCGAAAAUACACCUGAAAAAAUUGAUUCAGCAAAUUGUAAUUUAGGUAGUGAAAAAUUACAAAUGGAUAUCAAUGAUAAUCCAGAAAAUACUGAACCCUACUUUGAGAAUCCUAAAUCAUUAAAUACACAACCAAAUGGCGAAAAUCUCGAAAAUGUAAUUCCUAUUUCUCAAAUAUUACCACCUCAAGUGGAAUAUUACGCAAAUAAUUUUGACAGAGAUCAAGAAAAUAAUUUAAUAAAUUCAACGACAAAACUGGAUGAUAAUACUGUUAUGAGUAAACGGAUUAAAAUUGAUAAAGGUGGCAGUGGUGAACCUUGUAAUAAUGAAGAAACCGAUUUGAUUCAAACACCAUAUGAAUUUACAAGAGCUUGGCAAGGAAUUAAAGAUCGUAAUGAUCUAAUUAGUCGCGCAAAAGUUAUAAGACGUAUUCCACCAGGAAAUUUAUUAACAGUUUUAGGUAACAAACUGGAUGGACCGAUGUUUAGCUCUUGGUUGGAAUGCUUACAUUUAUACUUUUGUACACCAAGUGAUGUGGAUAUUGUCGAACAAUUUUUCAAUGAAAUAAUUCAUGUACCACGAUUUGAUAUAAUUGCAAUGUUUAUGAAUGAUUCAGAUAAAAUAGCUGUUAGUAAUUUAAUAUCAUUUUUAAAUCAACAUGGAAGACAUCUUUCAGAUCAUGUUGUUCUAGCGUUUGAUGCAAAAUUUUAA